This is a messenger RNA of Racocetra persica, 386 nucleotides long. The record is from the annotation of a GenBank genome assembly. NCBI's taxonomy places the organism in Eukaryota, Fungi, Glomeromycota, Glomeromycetes, Diversisporales, Gigasporaceae.
CCAUGGUAAAUAUUAUGUGGAAACCAAUUUAGAUUGGAAUCGUAAAUGGCAUAAUGUUGUUUGGUCAGAUGAGUCUAUUUUUAACAUUAAGCAGUUUUCAGCAAGGCCAAUAGUUCCUAUCUGUAGCAAUGUAAAUGGUGAAGCUUAUGUUAGACUUUUAAGAGAGCAUGCUAUUCCUGCUAUACAACGUCUAGUUCCUAACGGACCAGAUAUUUUUCAGCAAGACAGUGCUUCUCCACACCGUUAUUGGAAAGCUAAAGAAGCUCUCAAACAAGCUGGUAUUUCUAUCCUACCUUGGCUUGCCCAAAGUCCAGAUAUGAAUCCAAUGGAAAACAUGUGGCAUGAAGUUGAAAGACGUUUGCAUAAUUCUCCGGAUGAGCCUACAA